Messenger RNA from Anoplophora glabripennis (Asian longhorned beetle), 1472 nucleotides. Its product is annotated as retinal rod rhodopsin-sensitive cGMP 3',5'-cyclic phosphodiesterase subunit delta. The transcript has 3 exons. Bases 230 to 682 code for a protein of 150 amino acids. Gene Ontology annotation, biological process: sensory perception of light stimulus. The record is from RefSeq and is a predicted model, not a curated record. Lineage: Eukaryota; Metazoa; Arthropoda; Insecta; Coleoptera; Cerambycidae. Gene Ontology annotation, cellular component: cytoplasm.
AAGGGUUAAACAAUUUAUUUUCAAAUUGCACUGCCCAGGGAAUACGCUUCAUAAUAUUGUUUGCAUCAUCGAAUACGCCUGUCGCGUCGCCUGAGGUAAACGCCUCAUGAAUCGUCAUCCAAAAUUUUCAAUGUUUUCCAUAUUUCUACAUAAAUAAGAAAAAUUUGGAGUUGUUGAAGGGCGCAGCGGAUAAAUCGACGACAAUUCAAACAGCUCCGGUCAUAAUAGAAUGACAGAGGAAGUUAAAAACGCUGAGGACAUUCUUAAAGGCUUUCAAAUCAACUGGAUCUGUCUGAGGGACGCAGACGGUGGCAAGAUCUUCUGGCAGAACUCCGAGGACCUGAGCUAUCCAGACGUCGAGCAUGAGGCUCGCGUACCUAAGAACAUCCUCAAAUGUCGUGCAGUAUCUCGAGAGUUUAAUUUUAGUUCCAAGGAGCAGAUUGAGAAGUUCCGUCUGGAGCAGAAGGUUCUCUUUAAGGGACGGUGUCUUGAGGAAUGGUACUUUGAAUUUGGUUUUGUUAUGCCAGAGUCGACAAAUACAUGGCAAUCCAUUAUGGAGGCCGCGCCGGAGUCGCAAAUGAUGCCCGCCUCCGUCCUCAACGGCAACAUCGUCAUCGAGACGAAGUUCUUCGAUGACGACCUGCUCAUCACGACGUCUAGGGUGCGUCUUUUCUACGAAUAACCUCCCGGAGGGGAAUUUUAAUCCCAACGGCACGGACUGCUAGCCACAAAGCCUAAACAAUGUAUCUUCCGCUCAACGAUCUUGGACUAUUCGUAGUUUUUAUAAAUAUUACGUUUUUCCACGAUUCGUUCCUUUUCCGUUGGAAAAAAUAAGGCGAAAAAUAAGUUUAACGUCAUCUUAAAGUGACGAAAACAAAUAAUUUUAAAAUGUUAGUGUAGACAUUGUUUUUCGUCUUGUGUGGUAUUAAAAUAUUCUAAUAUUUUUAUUCUUACGAUGUUAGAGCACAAUGAAAAAUAUUUAUUAGCGUGUGACAUCACGAAUUAAAACUUCAAGAACGAAACACCAAAAUUUUUAGGUUAUAUUUUCACCGAUCCGAACUGUUAACACGGCAGACACCAUACGGCUUAGUUUUAUCAUAUUCUGUCUUAUCAAAAAUCCAAAAACGAUUGUGCAACCGUACAUGGAUUUGUAGCAAAAGAUUGAACAAAUGUGUGGGGAUAAUAGAACACCCUGUACGUUAAAAAAGGUAUUAUAAGAUUGUCUUUAAGUACAACUUUUGUAUUGGGAUUAAAAUUUAUUUUGUUCAUAUAAAAUUGUCGUUACGUCGCAAAGUUCAUUUAAAAUUAUAAAAGUGGCUAUCGUAAGGCUGUGGCGCUUGUUUAAAGACAAUCUGGACGUGUUAACGAGUGUUUUACUGCAUAAAUAAUGUUUACUGUAGUUGUACAUUGUCAUAUUUUUUUAUUUAUUUGUUGUAUAUAUCAUAAUAUGAAUAUAGACGUUUAAAUUGUAA